AUGGAAAAGUUCAAGACAUUGGGUGGUUCAGAAGGAUCCACAUUUUUCUUUUCGGUGGAACGCCAAAAGAAAUGGGAGCGACUUGAUGGACCUAUCGGUGCCUUUGUUAGAGUAAUGCCCUGGAGGCACUUUGGCCGAAAGAAUUUGGGGUAUUUGUUUGCGAUACUUCAUGGGGCAGAUUUCUUUUUUGAUUUUGACGACGACAAUUAUAUCAAAGUGGACGAGUCAACAGGCAAGCCCGUUGAAAUCCUUCCAUCAACGACAGUACUCGAUAAUGUGAUGGUGGCAAUGUCGGGGCCAACAGCUUUCAAUCAUCAUCCAAUGAUGAAGCCAUCGAUCCCGGCUCCAUCUUGGGCUCGUGGUUUUCCUUGGGAAUACAUAAAGGACGAAGCAACGGAAGGGGAGCCAGCCUUUAGCCAGUCGAUACCAUUUGUUUCCAAAUUGAACUCCAUCGGAGUGAUCCAUGAAGGUGCAACAAACGUCCUUGUUCCAAAGCACGCGUAUAGCCCAUACAAUGCUCAAGCUUCAAUUCAUACACAACCUGCCCUUUGGGCAACGUUACUUCCUACAACCGUCCCGGGUCGUGUUUCGGAUAUUUGGAGAUCGUAUUUUGCUCAGUGCAUUUUUGCUGACUCGAACCUUCGACUGGUCUUCUCACCUCCAAAGAUUGAACAAAUACGAAACGACCACGACAUUCUGGCUGACUUUGCGGCUGAAAACGACCUUUACACGAAAAGUGGAAAGUUGAUUGAUUUCCUAUCUAGUUGGGACUCUGAACAUCUCCAUUUUCCCCAGCGAGUGGAACAGCUAUGGAUUGAUUUAUACGAAAGAUCAUACAUUGAAUUGGAUGAUGUCGUGGCGUUGCAAAAGUGGCUGGAGGCAUUGAUCACAAUGGGAUACAAGUUUCCCGAGUUGAAGCCUAGAUUCCGUAACGUCGCACUGAUGGGUCAGUUCAAUUUUGCAGACUUUCCCAACAGCAUGACUCAAAUCAUGAUGUGGAGUCAGAAGAUGAGAGAGCGCUUUCAAACAACCAUUGCUGCAGCUCCACUCAACAAAACCCAAUUGGCGUACUUAGAGACACAUCGUAUAGACGCCAUACCAGCCAGGGAUUUGAAACUGAGAAAAAGGGAUCACCUAGGUUUCUACAACCCGCUUAGCAACUUGAUGAGGACUUUGCUGCGCUUUGAAAACUCGUCGACGAUUGAGGCUGUGCUUUAUGCCCAUGAUGACGCCCUGCUGAACCUAACCGAGCUAUCAGAAGGAAAGUAUCCUUUCCCGACCGACAAGAUCGCCAAUCGAAUAAAGGGCGAGCUUAGUAAUGCCGCAUUUGUUGAUCUAAGGACCAUGCCUGAUAGAGCAAAAGCAAGGACACUUUCCCAUCGCGUUUUCCCCAAUGGCACAAUAAGUGAUAUCGACAAGACGAUUUUUGUGAACACAUCAAGCGAGUUAAAGAAGCAAAUCCCAAGUCUCCACGCAAAGUACAAACAAUGGGGGCAUUACUACUGCGCGCCAGGACAGCAGCAAAUGGCGAUGGACCCUGAAUUUGCAAUGUACCUUGACCCAGAUGGUUCAGCAUGGUUCCCAUUUCACACACAAUCUGAUUUUCUCAUCGUACCAACAAAAUAUGCCAAACCGUUCACAGAAGCGGCAACCAUGCACCUGAAACAUUUUAUUUGGAUUGAGUGUGCUUUCGGGAAGAUCGUGGAUAUUCUUCAGCAGCAGCUGCAAGCACCUACCCGACUGGUGAAACUCUGCACUGGCUUUGGAGAUAGACGGGGCAGAUGGGAUGUGAUUAACAAUCACGACUGCCAGUCUGAGAGCGUGGCCGUGUUUCACCCAUUCAAAAUUAGAGGUCGAUUUGACGAGUUUUGGGCGCAUGCCGACGAAAUCAAUUUCCCUGCUUACAGUAGCCGGGGUAAAAAUUGA
Molecule: messenger RNA, 1926 nt
Organism: Cylindrotheca closterium
Lineage: Eukaryota; Bacillariophyta; Bacillariophyceae; Bacillariales; Bacillariaceae
Source: the annotation of a GenBank genome assembly